Molecule: messenger RNA, 1793 nt
Organism: Chelmon rostratus (copperband butterflyfish)
Lineage: Eukaryota; Metazoa; Chordata; Actinopteri; Chaetodontiformes; Chaetodontidae
Gene: fosab
Product: v-fos FBJ murine osteosarcoma viral oncogene homolog Ab
Exons: 4
Coding region: 150-1274 (374 amino acids)
Biological process (GO): regulation of transcription by RNA polymerase II
Cellular component (GO): nucleus
Molecular function (GO): DNA-binding transcription factor activity, RNA polymerase II-specific; RNA polymerase II cis-regulatory region sequence-specific DNA binding
Source: RefSeq, a predicted model, not a curated record
UAGCAGAGACAAGGACCACAGAAAAAAGACCGAGAGCGACACUUUAGAGUUUCUCACAAACCUACUAAAAGGAUUUCCUCAUCUCAAGGUUACAUUCCUUCUCAGUAGAGUUUGUUUGGAUCUUCCUGUUUGCUUUUUUUCGGGGAACGAUGAUGUUUACCGCUUUCAACACGGAGUGCGAUUCUUCCUCCCGCUGCAGCACCGCCUCCCCGUCCGGGGACAAUUUGGGAUACUACCCGUCACCAGCGGGAUCAUACUCCAGCAUGGGGUCGCCCCAGUCUCAGGAUUUCACUGACCUGACAGCAUCAAGUGCCUCCUUCAUCCCCACGGUAACAGCUAUUUCGACAAGCCCGGAUCUGCAGUGGAUGGUCCAGCCUUUGAUCUCCUCAGUGGCCCCUUCUCACAGACCUCACUCCUACAGCCCCAGUCCCACCUACUCGAGACCAGCCAUGAGGUCUGCAGCAUCCAAGGCUCACAACUCUUCCAAGAGGGGAAGGAUGGAACAGAUAACACCCGAGGAGGAGGAGAAGAAAAGAAUUCGCAGAGAGAGAAAUAAGCAGGCAGCAGCAAAGUGCCGCAACAGGAGGCGAGAGCUCACAGACACUCUGCAAGCUGAAACUGAUCAGCUGGAGGAUGAGAAAUCCAGCCUGCAGAACGAUAUUGCUAAUCUCCUGAAGGAGAAGGAAAGGCUUGAGUUCAUUCUGGCUGCCCAUCAACCCAUCUGCAAGAUCCCCUCAGAGCUGGACACAGACUUCUCCGUGGCCUCUAUUUCUCCUGCCCACCCCUGCCUCUCCACCAAAGUGUCCCAGCCACAGCCCACCAUUCCAGAGGCAUCCACUAUCGCUCCCAGCCAGCCAACCUCCAACUCAAUCUUCUCUAGCAGCAGCUCCAUCCUCUCCACCGCCACCGUCUCCAGCAGCACGGUGAAGAUGACAGACCUGGACGCCUCCGUCCUGGAGGAGUCUCUGGAUCUGCUGACAAAGACAGAGAUGGAGACAGCGAGGUCAGUGCCAGAGAUCGACCUGUCCAACUCCCUCUACACAACUCAGGACUGGGAGGCCCUUCACGCCUCAACCAGUAACAAUGACUUUGAGCCCCUGUGCACGCCCGUGGUGACCUGCACGCCGGCCUGCACCACCUUCACGUCUUCUUUCGUAUUUAGCUUCCCAGAGGCAGACACCUUCCCCACUUGUGGCGUCGCUCACAGGAGAGGAAGCAACAGCAACGACCAGUCCUCUGAUUCCCUCAGCUCACCUACCCUGCUGGCCCUUUAAAGACUCUUCCAAAAACAAUAACACUUCCUAUCAAGCACAUUUUCUUGAUGUAGGAGAUAGAUGUGCAGAUCACAGGGCUAUGGAAUGGACUUGUACCAGGAAGCAAAUCAUUUAUGAUUUUAUUUGCCUUCAUCUAUACUUGCCUAUUACACCAAUGUAGCAAGUUAAAAAGCAUGUUUUAACUAAUACCACCUAGUUGUUUUAUGAGUUCAUAUAAGAUUUUAAUGGUGCUAGAUAACAAUAUUUGUUGUAGUGCUGAUGUGUGUUCAGAGCAAUAGUUAUUAUUGACCCAGUUUGUUUUCUGGUUGAUGGAGUGUAAGAGUAAUUGUGAGCUGUUUGUGAAACUUAAAAACCUGACAUGCUUUGUGUUAACCAUGGUCUGAGUGGUCUAUCUCAGUAUGAAGUUUUCUGUGAAAACAGUAGUGGUUUUAAUUUAUGGAAUUUCAAUUUAUUUUUUUACAGAGAGAGUAAAGAUGAAUGUUGUUUGUAAGAUAUGUAAAUAAAAGAUAGUGAUAUUUC